GCUUAGCAGAGCGGUCGCAUUCUUUAUCAAAUCCCGCUCUCUGAUUUAUUCAGAAAGAUAAAAAAAAAAAGAAAAAGAGAAGUUUGAGUUUGCACCAUCUCGGCCACACACUUGUCCCCUCGCAUCCCAUUUCGAAAUCUCUUUUUGAAUUUUCCAAUUGUUAUCAACUCUCGUGCGGGGAAUUUUUCGUUUCUUUUCGAACCGAGUGACAUCGACAUUUUAACUAAAACGUGUGAGGGCGUGAAUGAAUUGAAAUCGAAACAAUUCGUUUCUAUGUGAAAUUAAAGUUCGUGAAUUAUUUUGUUUUGGUUUAGUGCCGUGGAAAGGACACGCGCGGACAAACGAUUGUCCUUUGAUUUGUUCGAUUUGGACGUUGGGACCGGGGGAGGGGGAUCCCGGAUCGGCAGUGUUUGAUUCGUUGUGUGUGUGUGUGUGUGUGUGUGUGUGGAAGCGAGUCGAUCCGGCGGAGGAGGGCGGAGACGACAUUUGAGAAAGAGGAGGAGGCGAUGAUGCAGCCUCGCGACGCUCACGACGACGGCGAUUGCGCAAUGGAAGAGGCAGGCGGUGUACUACACUCGUCGCCCAUGCCGGCCGUCAUGACUCUGACGACCAGCUCGAAGACGAACGCCUCUUGCCCAUCAUCGUCCAAUCAGCAAACAAACGAGCAGAUCAGGCACCGUCAGAGGACGGCCUCGCCGCUCUCUGCAGCCGCCGCCGAUGCGCUCGUCGGGGCCAGGAAACGCAAAGCCAUCAGAGUGGUCAAACAUCAGCAGCAGGCGUCGAGUCCGAUGAAAGCGGAUCCCGAGCCGGAAGAGCCUAUCGUUUUGACGAGAACGAGCCACCACUUGGCCGGAUUCAGUGGAAACAACAAGACGGCCGAGCAAGGCAACACGUCGAUGGACACGGGCGUGUCAUCGGACCUGUCUGAAUCGAGGCCCAGCCUGGCCGGCGAGGAAGACGAGGAGGAGGAAGACGUGGAAAUUCUGAACGAAGACGACGAACGUUCGCACGGAUCGGCCGGAGAGGAAGAAUCCGGCGGCGAGUUUUAUCAAUCGGCCGCCAGUCAUCGCAAUCAUCAUCACCGCCGCCGCAUCAUCGGCCGCCAUUCGGAGGAUUCCGAGAGCAACGAUUCCGGUAGCGGACACGAAGACGGCCGGCGUUUGAGACAGAAGAAUCGGCGCACGAUGAGACAGCGGCGCGAUCAAGGAAGGAAACGCCAGCGGACAGCGGAUGAGAUGAUAGACGAGGAUGAUCAUGAGAUGGAUCAUUGCGGCGCUGAUGCGGACGACUCGCGCCGCUGUCACCCGAUCGGCGAGCAGAAGACGAGAAUUUCGAUACUCCAAGACGCGAGUAGCGUCGGUAGCGUCGACUUCUCUUGCCAGCGAGCCACGUCCAACAUGAUCCAUCCGGCGACCUUGGCCCGUCCCGUCCUUUCUUCCGCCCACUUGGCGGCCGUGGGAUCGCCACACUUGGCCGUCGAGAGCAUCUCUUCUUCGAAAUCGUCCGCUCCGCUGGCCGUGGUGGAGACGGGCAGCGGUGAGGCGGUCCGUGCGCCCUUUGCGACGGCGGCGACAUCUAGCGGUCGGUACGCUAACCACUUGUUUCAACACGACGAGCUCCUCACCAACCCGCCGGAAGAGUACAAGAACGAGGAGGACGAUCCUUUCUCCGCCGUCCUGCGCGAAAUGAAAAUCAAAGGAGAAUUCCCCUGCAGACUCUGCGAAGCCGUUUUCCCCAAUCUGCGCGCUCUUAAAGGUCACAACCGGAACCAUCUGACUCACGCUCCUUACCGGUGCAACAUGUGCCCGAGCACGAGCCACGAUAAGGGCGCUCUGAUUCGGCACAUGCGGACGCACAACGGCGAGCGGCCCUACGAAUGUCGCGACUGCCAGUACGCCUUCACCACCAAGGCCAAUUGCGAGAGGCAUUUGCGCAACCGGCACGGAAAGGCCAGCCGGGAGGCUGUUAGGGCCUCGAUCGUUUACCACUUGAGCGAGGACGCCAACCGGGCGCUGGGCGGCGAUAAUUCCGACCAUUCCGGCAGUUACUACCAGGGCCACAACGACCAAUCAGCUCUCGAUCUAAGCGCCGAUCGCGACGAGUCCAUCGACGGCGAGGAGGAGGAGGAGUCCACUGAUUAUCCGUCGGAAGAGGAAGCUGAAGAUGAACGUGGCGCGGCCAUCGUCGAACAAGACGGGCCGUUAGAUUUGACGGUGGACGUGUUGGAUUUGCGGAAGCGGCGGCAGGAAACGAAAGCCCCGCCGUCGAAUUUCAAUCCCGUGGCCGUCGUUCCAGUCACGUCGGCGUCGCAUCAUCAGAACGCCGUUCCGGCUCAGACUGUCGCUCCGACGGCCGCCGUUGCGCCCGCCGUCCAGACUUCAGUUGCCGACGUCAAACCGGCCGUACCUUUCGCGCCGCCCUAUUUCGGAUCGUCUUACCCGGGCACGGUGGCCUCGCUGGCCGGCUUGCCUUUCUUCUAUCCCGGCCUGGGCGGGGCCAAUUAUUCCGCAUUUUUCGAAUCGAAACUGGUCGAAAUGGGCCAUCAAAAUCCGGCUGUUGAUCUGUCCGCCUUGGCUUUGGCCGCUGCUCAUCACGACGCGCUGCGUCAGGCCCAGCAAGUGCAGAAACCUCAGCCGAAUCAUCCGCCGCCGGCCUCGUUGGUCGAAGGGCUCUUAAUGCCCGCUGCUAAAAAAUUCAGCGCUGACCCCGCCGAGAACGUCCGUCCCGUCCCGAUGCCCAUCCCGACGAGUCCCGCCAAAUUGGAGUCUAAAAAAUCGAGCCAUCAUCACAGCGGUUCGUCCGCGCAGGCCGUUAACGAUCCGGGCGUCAAGAUGGUGCUCAAGAACGGCGUGCUGGUCAAGAAGCAGAAACAGCGUCGCUACCGGACGGAGCGUCCGUUCGGCUGCGAGCACUGCACGGCCCGUUUCACGCUGCGCUCCAACAUGGAGCGACACAUCAAACAGCAACACCCGGACAUUUGGUCGACCCGUCCUCGAGGGCAUCGAAGAUCGGCCUGCGCAUUAACCAAAGCGGCCGCUCUGCCCACGAUGGUGGACCUGAAAGGCCACAUGGUCAACGCGAUGCCGGCCCUCGCCCCGCAAAUGGUGCAAGAGGCUUCCGUCAAGCUGGAAAUCGGCGGAGGGAAAGCGCCCAUCUCGGAGCAAGUCCGCCAGGCCGUCCAGCAGAAAUUGAAGAAGCGCCGCAACAGCGAGCAUUCCGAAGACGAGGAAGAGGACGAUGAUGAGGAAGAAGAAGAAGACGACGAUGGUAAUUUGGUCAUUGAUAUUGAGCGGAAAGAUCACGGCCCAACUGGCCAGAGAAUUGUGGCCAGCAAGCCGGAACCGGCCGAUUUGGCCAGCGUUUCCAAAUUGCUGACCAACGCCGUGGCCCAGAGUUUCCAGCAGUAUUUCAAUCAGCACCGCGACGCCGAGCUGGAGAGCUCGGUGACGAGCGACAAGAUGAACCGGGCCAGCCCGUCUGAAGGCAACACUGACGAGAUGGACGAAGGUGAAUGCACGAGCAUCAGCGACGGCCAUUCGGGCGGCAGCGAUUUCGGCGGGAACCGCUCGGACAGCGGCGGCGGACAGGCGGUGAAAGGGAAGAAGAAGAGCGCUUAUUCGAACGCUCCCCAUCGGGUGAGUUGCCCGUAUUGUUCGCGCAAGUUUCCGUGGACCAGCUCGCUGCGACGUCACAUCCUGACGCACACGGGCCAGAAACCGUACAAGUGUCCGCAGUGCCCGCUCUGGUUCACAACGAAAUCCAACUGCGACCGCCAUCUGUUGCGCAAACACGGAAACCAUCUGCACGGCGGAGGCGGCGAGACGGCCAACAACAACAGCAACAACAGCGUGGCCAGCAGCAACGCGGCGGCCGAUAAUUCGCGCAACGUUCCAGACCGGCCGUACAAGUGCGCCCUGUGUCCGUCGUCCACCUUCGCCACGUCGGACAAUCUGAAGAAGCACGUCGACAACAAACACUGCCCCGCCCAUCACGGCGGAAUGAGCAGCCCGGAGUCGAUCGCGGCGGCCGACGGCGAGUCUGAGAAAGUGCGCCAUCAUCAUCAGUCCAGCAAUCCAGCCAGUCCGGGCCCUCAGGCGGGCGACGGCAAUUCGGCCGCUGGGGGCCUUUGGGCGGCCGGCGAGCAACUGCCUUUCAAAUGCCAUUUGUGCGACGACUCUGGAGGCUACGCCGAGAGACAGGAAGUGCUGGAUCACCUCCAGCGGGACCACACGGAAGAGUUCCAUGACCUCGUAGGCAAAGUCGGCGCUUUGGUGGCUGAGCCGCCGCCAAUGCCGUCCGCUCCGACUUCGGACGAAGGCGAAGACUACGAUUCCGUCCGCGGCAAAUUCCCAGAUUACGUCAACAGAAAGGUGAUUUGUGCCUUUUGUUUGCGACGCUUCUGGUCGGCCGAAGACCUACGACGUCACAUGAGGACGCACAGUGGCGAGCGGCCAUAUCAGUGCGACGUGUGCUCGCGUCGCUUCACCUUGAAACAUUCCAUGUUGCGACACAGACGGAAGCACGGCGGAUCCGGUCACGCGGAAGAGAGCGACGAAGAGGAAGAAGAAGAAGAGGAAGAAGAGGAUGGAUCGAUCAGUUCGGAUCAUCGGGCCAAUCAGCGCCACGCUCGUCGGGAAUCGUCCAGGUCUUCGGCCAAGGCCAAAGUGCGCAUGCAGGCUGCCCUCUGGAGCGGCUCCAAGUCCGUUAAAUCGACGGGCGGUAUGAGACUCCGCGGACCGUGCGGCUCAGAUCUGAUCGGCAACUUGCUCGGCAUUCCAGACACGUCGCUAGUAGAGCAGCUCAUGUCCAAACCGGCCGACGAUGCCGCUCGUCUUCUGGGCGUCACCGGUGGCAAUCGCGUUUGAGAAAAACUGAUCAGCAAACCAAAAGAAAAUAGUAAUUCCAUUUUUUUUUUAUCAUUCCUAAUACGCAUUAAGAAACAAAAUCAUAAUUAACGAUUUAAAAAAAAAAAAAAAAGAAAAGGAAAAAAAAAAAUAAUAAUAAUUUGAAUAUUGAAAUACCAAAGAUCAACGUGAAAUCAUUCCUCUCUAUUUUAAACAUUUUUUGGUCCUUCGUCUUCUCUUUUUUUUUCGUGAACAUUUUUUUUUUUUGGUUUGUUCUUCUUUUUAAAAUGGAAAAAAGGGGGAAGGGGACUGAUAGGGUUUAGAAAAUGUCUGUCUUAAUGUUCUGCGUGGCUGCCGAGACUCGGAUCUCGGAACAGCUAUAUAUCAGUGUAUAUAAAAAUAACCGAGAUCUCUUCGACAUCGAUAUGUUUUUUUCAACAACUAAAAUUUGACAAGGAAUUUCGUUUAACUGGAGAAUACUGACGACGUAUAUCCUUUUAUUUCUCACCACUAACUCUAUAUCGAUACACAUUUUGAAAGAAAAAAAAAAAAAGAACAAAAAAAAAACAUCAAUAAUUAUUAAUAUUAUAGAAUGUCUGAAUUAUUGAGUCAUUCGUUUCCCAAAGAAUAGCAAUAUUGCUGUACCUAUUAUUACCAGACUUUUUAUAUAACCUACCCCGCUCUCUUCAAACGAUGUUAGUUCCUCAUUUCUUUCUUUUUUUUUUGUUUGUUGUCCUCCUCAUGUCGUAGACAGAUUUUUGUUGUUUUGACAAGCAACAAAGCAAUCACUCUUGAUAAUUUAAUUCUGACUGCCCCAUAAAAAUGUGUCCUCUUUUGUAUAACAUGGGAAGAAAUCCAAUGAAAAUGCAGUACUUUUGACAGUCACUUAUUAUCGUGAAAUCUUUCUCUUGGCAAGUUGAGAAAUCGGAUGCAUUUUUUCUUUUCUUUUUUUUUUUUUAAAUUUGAAUUAUUAUAAAACAUUUUAAUUAUUAUUCCUCUCUCCCUUAUUCGGCAAGUUCCACUCAUUUCCCGUCCAUUCGCUGGAACGUCCCCACUCUUCAUGAAUGAACGUAAACAUUUCAUUCCUAUCAUUGUCUGUUCGUUUUUUAAAUUUCACAUUCCCCUCAUCAAUUGUCAAGUUUGUUUUCUUUUUAGUGCGAUUCUGAUUUCAGUUCGUCUUUUUUUUUUUUAUUCAAUGUAUAAGCACAUUCCUUUCGACUG
Messenger RNA from Daphnia carinata, 6065 nucleotides. RefSeq lists its product as uncharacterized. The record is from RefSeq and is a predicted model, not a curated record. Gene Ontology annotation, biological process: regulation of transcription by RNA polymerase II. NCBI's taxonomy places the organism in Eukaryota, Metazoa, Arthropoda, Branchiopoda, Diplostraca, Daphniidae. Gene Ontology annotation, molecular function: RNA polymerase II cis-regulatory region sequence-specific DNA binding; DNA-binding transcription activator activity, RNA polymerase II-specific. Gene Ontology annotation, cellular component: nucleus.